This is a messenger RNA of Onthophagus taurus, 2112 nucleotides long. NCBI's taxonomy places the organism in Eukaryota, Metazoa, Arthropoda, Insecta, Coleoptera, Scarabaeidae. The record is from RefSeq and is a predicted model, not a curated record.
GAGCCGACAUCGAAGAAAACCUACUUCGUUUCAUCAAACUUAUUUUCCCAAAAAGUGUUUCAAAUUUAAAAUUAACAAAGUAAAAAGGAGUAAAGAAUAAAAUGAGAUUCUUGGAAUAAAAUAAUUCAAAAGUGAUGACUGAAAUAAUGGCUCCAAUAUCGAAUAUGUCUUCAACCGAAGACGAUGACGUCGCUUUUAAAGUUUUAAAUAAUGAUAAUCUUCCAAUGGCUGUAAUCGGUGAAUCGAUUCGAUGUCCAUUUGGAAACGACAUUCAAAAAACUAACAAACCAAACGUUGUUGUAUAUCCAACAAGAAGAAUCGUUGAUAAUCUUGACGCAAACAAACAGAAACCGUUCCCUAAACCAAAUGGGAUUAAUCAACGCGAUAAUAAAUCACCAUCAAAUCAAUUAAAAAAUUACGGAAAUUUCAUUCAUUGUAACAGCGCUAAGGAGAAAGUCAAAGAAAAAGUGAUUAACCACCAAAUUGAUAAUGCUUUUACAAAAACUUUGGAUGCAAAAUUAAAAAGAUUACAAAAAGAAGAAAAUAAAACGAGAGUUAAAAGGAGCACUCCAUCGAUUACUAAUGAGUUACAAAAUCGUCCUUUAUUUGUUACGACGGUAAAAAAAGGACAAUUUUUAGAACCCCCACCGGAAAUCGCUUCAUUAUUAGGGAUAAAAGUGCAAGAAGAGAAAAAAGAUAAAAAGAAAUUGUAUGAGUACGCGAGUAAACCGAGAGUUUUUUUAGCAAAACCAACCCCAACAGUUAAAAUUGGACAUAAAGCUCGUUGCGAAGCUGCUGCAAAAGCUGCAGCUUUAGUUGUAGCAGUCGCUGGCAUUCGAUCGAAAAAUUUCGUUGAUGGAAAAGAUUUUAAUGCUAAUAUUACUAAAAAAAUUGGCGAUGCACCUCCUCCGUACGCCAACCUCAUGUUUGAGAGAAGAGUUGUUCGAGGAAGUAAUUUUUCUCAAGGUCCCAUGCAAACGGGUGAAGGUGAAUCGGCAGCUGCACGAGCGGCAGAGGCACGAAGACGAGCGAUGGCACGUAGAAAAAGUCAAAAAGAACAAUUACGUACAGCUCAACUUCGUUUAUCUUCACCACCUCCGGUUAAAGGUCGAAGACAUGAAACUGUCGAAACUGAUCUUUACUUAGAAGAAUUAGCAAACGAUCCUCCACAAGAAGACGUCUGCACGCAAACUGACCUCUUCCUCGACAGGCCGCUGUCUCCCUUUUAUGUUCCAGCUAAAACUGGAGCCGAUGUUUCCACUCAAAUCUAUCCAGGAGAUCUGUUUGACUUUGAUAUGGAAGUCCAACCGAUCUUGGAAGUUUUGGUUGGAAAGACCAUCGAACAAGCUUUAAUAGAAGUGUUGGAAGAGGAAGAAUUAGCGGCUUUAAAAGAACAACAAAGGAGAUUCAUGGAACUUCGUGCAACUCAAUUGGCCGAAAUGAUGAGGUUAGAAGAAAGGGAAAAGAGAUGGCAAGCAGAAAGAGAUGCCAGGUUAGCCGAGUACAAGGAAGGGUUAUCAGUACAAAAAGAAAUGGAAGAAAGAAUCGCUGCCAGUGUACUUCUUCAAGGAUACAUGGCUGAUUUGUUACCUAACGUAUUGGAAGGGCUAGAAGAAGACGGUUUCUUAACAGAUAAUAUUAAACAAGAUUUAGAUGAAACUUUUAUGCCUUGGUUGAUGAAAGAAGUUUCCGAAGAAUUACACGAGAUCGUUUCCAGCAGAGAUUUCUUAAGCGAUAUUGUAAGAGAAAUCUUGGAAGCACGAGCAGAAAUCUACCGACUAUUAAAUGCACCGCCGAAACCUAUAGCAUUCGAACCCGGUGAAGAAGAAGGUACUGUUGAUGUUGAUGUUUCUCUUAUGGAACACUUGAAACUUAAGUCGGAAAUUGCGGAAAGACAACGUGCGGAACAAGAAGAAAUGGCAGAAAAUAAAUAAAGAAGGUGGAAAGACAAAAAGGGAAUUUAAUAGUUUUGGAAAGAACAUUUGAAAAAAAUUUUAUCAUAUUCUAUAUUUUUACCAGGAGUCCUACAACAAGAAAAUAGAAGCACCACACCUUGUGUAUUGUAUAUAUUUAAAAUGUUAUACAAAAAUAAUAAAGAAAUAAUUUAUUAAU